AGCCCCAGCCGGGGAUUUUGGAAGAAAAAAAACAGUGCGUCGCCAGCCAUGGAGCGACGCGAGGAUGAGUAUGGCUUUCAAGAGAUGCAGCCGGAAGGCGAAGAGCCCAACGAGCUCCAGCAGCUGAGUAUCUUUCAGAGGUGCGGCAUCGGCAUGCUGUGCUUUGUGCUGACCUGCUACUUCAUCCCCAUGCUCUCCUUCAUUCCCCUGGCCAUCUUCGGCGGGCUGCAUACUCCCAGCCCCUGGGCGGGGCAGUACAAUCAGGAGGCCCCGGUGCCCGUGGUGCCCUCCAAGGAGAUGCCGACGGGAAGAUGGUACUGGAGCCUGCCGAUGGCAUCCUUGGUCUUGAUCCUGGUGCCCACCGGCAUUGUCUUUACCAUGUACAAGCUGAAGAUGAGGUCAAUGCGACGUCAGCAGCUGGCGGAGGGCUUCGUUGAAGACUGCGUCCAAGCCGACGCUUGAGCGCGCAGGCGUUGUCGCCCAGGCGCUCGCGCCCUGAACGCGCGCCGUGGUGUGGUACUUUGGUGCCGGAGGCCAUG
Effrenium voratum is the source of this 539-nucleotide messenger RNA. The record is from the annotation of a GenBank genome assembly. Lineage: Eukaryota; Dinophyceae; Suessiales; Symbiodiniaceae.